Drosophila bipectinata is the source of this 3115-nucleotide messenger RNA. Its product is annotated as lysosomal alpha-mannosidase-like. Gene Ontology annotation, cellular component: lysosome. NCBI's taxonomy places the organism in Eukaryota, Metazoa, Arthropoda, Insecta, Diptera, Drosophilidae. Gene Ontology annotation, biological process: mannose metabolic process. The record is from RefSeq and is a predicted model, not a curated record. Gene Ontology annotation, molecular function: carbohydrate binding; alpha-mannosidase activity.
AUCCCAACAGUCUUCAGGUUCAGUUCGAAAACUAAUUGAAAACCGGUCGCCAUGAAAUACUUCUGCGGCAUUGUUCUCUUUGUCGCCCUGUUGGCCUUCAGUGUGAGGCCCUCAGAGGAGGCUUGUGGUUACGAGGCAUGCCCCCAAACCAAGCCAAACAUGAUCAACAUCCACAUGGUUCCCCACUCCCACGACGACGUCGGCUGGCUAAAGACCGUUGACCAGUACUUCUAUGGCCACAAGAGCAACAUCCAGCACGCUGGUGUCCAGUACAUCAUCGACACUGUGAUCGCUGAGCUGAUCAAGGACCCCUCGCGUCGCUUCAUCCAGGUGGAGACCUCCUUCUUCGCCAAGUGGUGGGCCGAGCAGUCCGAAACUGCCAAGUCCAUUGUCCGCAAGCUGGUCAACGAGGGCCGCCUGGAGUUUACUGGCGGUGCCUGGAGCAUGAACGACGAGGCUGCCGUUAACUACCAGAGUGUGAUCGAUCAGUUCACCCUGGGAUUGAAAUUCUUGGAUGACACCUUCGGAUCCUGCGCCCGUCCCCGCAUUGGCUGGCAGAUUGAUCCCUUCGGCCACUCCCGUGAACAGGCCUCCCUCUUCGCCCAGAUGGGAUACGAUGGCGAGUUCUUUGCCCGUAUGGACCACCGCGACAAGAACAACCGCAUUGACAACUUGAACAUGGAAAUGAUCUGGGAUGCCAGUGACUCGUUGGCCGACAACGAGCUCUUCACCGGCCUGCUCUACCGUCACUACUCUGCUCCCCCCGGCUACUGCUUUGAUGUCCACUGCGGCGACGACCCGAUCAUUGACACCAAGAGCUACGACAACAACGUCCAGUCCCGUGUGGAUGACUUCCUCAGCUACGUCUCCGGUGUUGCCAAGGUCUACCGCUCCAACCACAUCAUGAUCCCCAUGGGUGAUGACUUCCAGUACGAAGAUGCCCAGGUCAACUUCAAGAACAUGGACAAGCUGAUCAAGUACGUCAACGCCCGCCAGGCCGAUGGUUCCACCUACAACCUGUUCUACUCCACCCCCGCCUGCUACCUGAACUCCCUGCACGAGAGCCUCCAGACCUGGCCCAACAAGACCCAGGACUUCUUCCCCUACGGCAGUGACGACAACGGCUACUGGACCGGCUACUUCACCUCCCGCCCCACCCAGAAGCGCUUCGAACGUGACGGCAACCACAUGCUCCAGGUGGCCAAGCAGCUCAGUGUCUUUGCUGACCUGAAGAGCGACCAGCAGAAGGAGGACCUUGAAUACCUCCGUGAGAUCAUGGGUGUUAUGCAGCACCACGAUGCCAUCACCGGAACCGAGAAGCAGGCCGUGUCCAACGACUACGAUCGCCUUCUGUACGACGCCAUCCUCGGAGGAGCCAACACUGCCGCCGAUGCCCUGCGCAAGCUGACCGACCAGCCCAACGGAGAGUUCGAGAGCUGCCUGAACCUGAACAUCAGCGUGUGCGCCUUCACCGCCGAAAACGCCGACAACCUGGUCGUGACCCUGUACAACCCUCUGGCCCACACCUCCACUCAGUAUGUGCGCGUACCUGUGAAGAACGCCAAAUACGAAGUGACUGACGCCAAGGGCCGUGUGGUGACCUCUGAGCUGGUCCCCGUCUCCCCCUACGUUGUGAGUCUGGAGUUCCGUAGCGACGCCACUGAGCACGACCUGGUCUUCAAGGCAUCCGUGAACAAGAUUGCCAGCUACUACGUCAAGAAGGUGUCUGAUGCUGAAACCAAGAAGGCUACCAAGGCUACUAAGGAGGGCAAAAUCAAGAUCCCAUCCAACAAGACUGAAUCCGAUGAUGCCGAAAUCCGUGAGGAUGGCGAGACUGUUGUCCAGACUUCGACUGUCAAACUGGUCAUCGAUAACAACUCUGGUCUCCUGAAGACUGUGGAAAUGAAUGGAGUUUCCGAGAACAUUGACCAGAGCUACGGUGUUUACAGGACUUGGGAUUCUGGUGCAUAUCUGUUCCGUCAGUACCACCAGGGUGACUUUGAGAUCCAGAGCGAGGGUGUUGAGUUCACCGUCUACGAUGGUGUCCAGGUCAAGGAAGUCCACCAGCGUUUCACCGACUUCAUCUCCCAGGUCAUCCGCGUCUACGAAGGCAUCGACCGCGUGGAAUUCGAGUGGCUCGUUGGACCCCUUGAAAGGGAGGAGGAGUUCGGCCGGGAAGCUGUAUUCAUCCUGAACAGUACUAUUGCCUCCAACGGAGUCUUCUACACCGAUGCCAACGGUCGCCAGCUGCUCAAGCGCGUGAGGGAUCAGCGUGAGGACUUCACCGCUGGUCUGGACAGGCAGCCCACUGCCGGAAACUACUACCCCAUCACCUCCCGUAUCGCUCUCGAGGACAAUAACAAGCGUAUUGCCCUUCUGAACGACCGCUCCCAGGGAGGAACCAGCAUGCAGGACGGACAGCUCGAACUUAUGUUGCACCGUCGUCUCGUUCGCGAUGAUGGCUUGGGAGUUGGAGAGGCUCUGGAUGAAGAGAAAUACGGCCAGCCCUUGAUUGCCCGCGGCAAGAUCUACCUGAUCCUCAGCUCCACUGAUGAUUCCACCACCGUUGAGCGCGUGGCCGAGAAGGAGAUCCACCUGCCCUUCUGGAAGUUCUUCAGCAAGAACUCCGGCAGCACCCAGUCCGUGGCCAAGGCUGUUCCCAGCUUCGAAGACUUCCCCCAGACCGUUCAUCUGCUCACCCUUGAGCCCUUCAACGACAACGAGGUCCUGCUCCGUGUGGAGAACUUCGCCGACCACACCGAAACCAAGGUUGUUAGCUUCAACAUUCAGUCGAUCUUCGAGUACCUGAAUGGUGUGGAGAUCCGCGAAACCACCCUGGACGGUAACCUGCCCCUGAACCAACUGAAGCGCUUCAAGUUCCACCACGACUCCACUGGUCGCCAGCCCCAGGCCGUUGACUACUUCACCGCUGGACACAAGCCCCUGUCUGCCCAGAAGGCCCAGGAAGCCUCCGACUUCAGCGUCACCCUGCAGCCCAUGCAGAUCCGUACUUUCAUCAUCAAGACGGAGUAAGCCAAAGUUCUCACCGAGAUAUGCAGUAUUUAAUGAAAUGUAAAUAUGUAAAAAUUGUAAAAUAAAAAGCGAAACAUUAUAA